Penicillium lagena is the source of this 1521-nucleotide messenger RNA. RefSeq lists its product as uncharacterized. Lineage: Eukaryota; Fungi; Ascomycota; Eurotiomycetes; Eurotiales; Aspergillaceae. The coding region runs from base 1 to 1521 and encodes 506 amino acids. Gene Ontology annotation, biological process: carbohydrate transport; transmembrane transport. The transcript is spliced from 4 exons. Gene Ontology annotation, cellular component: membrane. Gene Ontology annotation, molecular function: carbohydrate:proton symporter activity. The record is from RefSeq and is a predicted model, not a curated record.
AUGCGUGCCUGGUAUGGCCGAGGUCAAUCCCUUCAAAUUGCCGUGACAUCCUGCUGCCUUGCUGCUUUUGUCUUGUUUGGAUACGACCAGGGCUUGUUCAGCGGCAUUGUCAACAAUGAAAACUGGAAUAAGCAGUUUAACUACCCGGACGAUACAGAGGAGGGUGUUAUUGUUAGCUGCUAUAACUUGGGCUGUCUCCUAGGGUGUGUUGUCAACUUCUUCAUCGGCGAGAGCCUUGGCCGUCGCAGAACAAUCUGGCUGGCCAUGGGCGUGGUCAUUGUGGGCGCGACACUGCAAACCACUGCCUUCACUGUACCGCAUCUCAUUGUCGGGCGACUGGUGACGGGUGCUGGUACAGGCUUGAAGACAUCCACAGUUCCAAUGUACCAAGCAGAGAUGUGCGAAGGCAAAACGCGAGGACGACUAAUCUCAUCCGAAGUCCUCUUUACCGCCGUUGGCAUUGUCGUGGCCUACUGGUUCGAUUUUGGAAUGUCCUUCGUUGGGGGCCCCAUUUCUUGGCGGCUUCCAAUCGCAAUGCAGAUUGUUUUUGCCAUCUUUGUCAUUGUGCUCGUCUUCGGACUGCCGGAGUCUCCUCGCUGGCUCAUGAAUCAUGGUUAUGAGAAGGAAGCCAUGGACGUCUUGUGUGCCGUUUAUGACCGGGAGGAAGACGAUGAGUACAUUGUCAACGAGCGCAGAGCAAUCACAGCAGCUAUUGAGCUUGAGAAUGGUGCCAUGGAGAAGUCAAUUUGGACUAUAUUCCGCAACGACGAGGUCAAGACAGGCCAGCGCGUGCUUCUGGCUUGGGGCAUCCAGCUCAUGAACCAGGUUGGCGGGAUUAAUCUCGUGGUAUACUUUGUACCCGCUGUCCUGAAGAAUAACGUCGGGCUAAGUGGCCGGCUUUCUCAAAUUCUUGGCGGGUGCAUCCAAAUCAUGUUCAUGCUAGGCUCCCUCUUACCAGCUUUCAUGCUGGACAGAAUGGGACGUCGCAAGACGAUGAUGAUAGGAUCCUUCGGUCUGGGAGUGUGCAUGCUUCUCGUCGCAGCUCUCCUAUCGCAGGUACAUGAGCCAAAUGGAAAAACAUACGCCUCUGCAUCCAUUACGUUCUUUUUCUUGUACAUGCUGAUUUUUGGAAUGUCCCUUAACUCAGUCCCAUGGGUGUACGUACCCGAGAUCCUGCCCCUGGAGGCUCGCACCAAGGGCACGGCGAUUGGUGUCAGUUCUAACUGGCUGUGGAAUUUCACCGUGGUCAUGAUCACACCGGUCAUCAUCGAUCGCAUUCAGUGGAAGGCGUAUUUGAUCUUUAUGGUGACGAACUUUUGCUUUAUCCCCAUAAUCUACUUUUUCUAUCCAGAGACCAGCAACCUUCGUCUUGAAGAUAUCGACUUGAUUUUUUCCCGGGGUGGGGAUCCCGUGAAGCGGGCUCGCGAGAUGGCAGCGGAGAUCAAGGCGUUCGGAUAUCUUCCGUCUGGACAGCAGAAUGCCGAAAAGGAUGUGAAUAGCGAUGGCGUGAAGCAUGCCUGA